Messenger RNA from Phragmites australis (common reed), 1281 nucleotides. RefSeq names its product secretory carrier-associated membrane protein 1-like. The transcript is spliced from 13 exons. The record is from RefSeq and is a predicted model, not a curated record. Lineage: Eukaryota; Viridiplantae; Streptophyta; Magnoliopsida; Poales; Poaceae. Bases 202 to 1116 code for a protein of 304 amino acids. Gene Ontology annotation, cellular component: trans-Golgi network membrane; recycling endosome membrane. Gene Ontology annotation, biological process: protein transport.
AGGUCGUUCCGCGUGUGCGCGCACCGUCUUCACCGGCCUCUAACUGCUUCGCAAGACGUCAAAGGGAGAGGAAAGGAGACGACUCGCCACCGCAUCUAGUCGGUGUCGGGGCCGUGCGCUGCUCCGUUUGGCAGGGCUCCUCGUCUCCUCAUCACUCCGAUCUCCAUCGACAUUGCCGGUGCGAGAAGCGGAGCGGAGCCGAUGGCGGGGCGCUACGACGGCAACCCCUUCGAAGAGGACGUGAAUCCUUUCUCGGAACAAGCGCGCGGCAAGGCUGGCGGGCAGUCCAACUUCGGCGGCGGUGCGUUCUACAUGCCGAACCCCAGAAGUGUGCCUCCAGCGUCCAAUUCACGGCUCUCGCCGCUUCCCCCUGAGCCUGCGGAUUUCAGCGCCACCGUGGAUAUCCCUCUUGACUCAUCAAAGGACAUGAAGAAAAGAGAGAAAGAGCUGCAAGCAAGGGAAGCAGAAUUGAACAAGAGGGAGAUGGAGCUAAAAAGGAGAGAGGAGGCUGCAGCACGAGUUGGUAUUGUUAUUGAGGAGAAAAACUGGCCUCCUUUUCUGCCGCUCAUCCAUCAUGAUAUCACCAACGAGAUACCGAGUCACCUUCAAAGAAUGCAAUACGUUGCAUUUGCAUCGUUUCUUGGGUUGGUUUGCUGCCUCUUCUGGAACGUCAUAGCAGUUACUUCAGCUUGGAUCAAGGGGGAAGGUGUGAAGAUCUGGUUGCUGGCAAUCAUCUACUUCAUCUCUGGUGUUCCUGGUGCAUAUGUUUUAUGGUAUCGCCCUCUGUAUAAUGCCAUGAGGACUGAUAGCGCAUUGAAGUUUGGAUUGUUCUUCUUGCUUUACUUGCUCCACAUUCUUUUCGUCGUAUUUUCUGCUGUGGCUCCUCCUGUUGUCUUUGAGGGGAAAUCAUUGGCAGGAAUCUUGCCGGCAAUUGAUCUUAUCAGCAGGAAUGCUUUGGUUGGGAUCUUCUACUUCAUUGGAUUUGGAUUUUUCUGUCUCGAGUCGUUGCUCAGCAUCUGGGUUAUCCAGCAAGUGUACAUGUACUUCAGAGGAAGCGGGAAGGCUGCAGAGAUGAAGCGUGAUGCAACAAGGGGUGCUCUUAGAGCAGCGUUUUAAGUGUGGUGCGGUACAUUUCAGAUGAUAGUCCAGGCUGUGUGCCAUAAACGAAGAAUACAUGUUUUUCCGUUUGUUGCUGACUGUCGGUAGGUUAUCGUAAUGCUACAGGUGACAUUGUAUGAUUCACCAUCUUUCAAUCAAUAUACAGAAUGUGCAGUUUUUACA